Molecule: messenger RNA, 555 nt
Organism: Ambispora gerdemannii
Lineage: Eukaryota; Fungi; Glomeromycota; Glomeromycetes; Archaeosporales; Ambisporaceae
Source: the annotation of a GenBank genome assembly
AUGAUUACUCAUAUUCAACAAAAAUUUUAUCGAUCCAAUGCGACUCAAUUAUCCGAAUCUGAUAUUAAAGAAAUUAGAGAAUCACGGGGGAAAGUACCAAAUGCAUCAAAGAGAAUGGCAAAAAAAUUUCAUAUUGGUGCACGUCGUGUUUAUGAAAUAUGGGAACAUAAUGAGCGUCUUCAACAGGGUCUUGAUAGUUGGGACGAUUCUCCACCUUCUGAUUCUCAUAAUAAGAAACUUUCAGCCAUAGAAAUAUCGAUUAAUGAAGCAAGUACUAAAGUUGCUAAUAAUAUAAAAUCCAAGCCCAAGCUUAUUCAUAAUUCUGAUCAAUCUUCCUUUAGUAAAGGUUCAAUCGAUAAUGUAAAUAGAAUAUUAAAAACAAAAAAAGAAACUAUACUACCUGAAAUCUCGCAAGAAACUGAAAAUCCUUUGGAACUCUUUAAAAGAAUACAAAAAGAUGCUAAAAAAAGUAGAGCAGUUGCACGCGCUGAUAUUUCUAAACUAUCUAUUGCAGAACAAUGGCUUAAAAAGCCUACUCUUAAUUCGAAAGUAUAG